Molecule: messenger RNA, 1875 nt
Organism: Aedes albopictus (Asian tiger mosquito)
Lineage: Eukaryota; Metazoa; Arthropoda; Insecta; Diptera; Culicidae
Exons: 3
Coding region: 931-1875 (314 amino acids)
Source: RefSeq, a predicted model, not a curated record
CGAAUCAUCGGUAACGUUUACUAAACGUUCGGUAAAAAAUAACUGUACUUCGGUAAAACUGUGCUGAGCUUCGGUAAUCCGAACUUUUACCGAAAAUAGAACAGCCGAACUCGAGCCGAACAAGGGACUCUAAAAUAAGUGUGUAGCUUUAGCCAGUAGAUUUUAAAAACUAAAUGUCAUCGAGUUUCUUUCCUCAAAACAUCAGUAUUGUUGUGACGCCGCACUCCGUAGAACAGCACGACCGCAUUAACUGGCAGUCAGAAUUCGAGUGGUAGUAUUUUAUCAACUGAUCGAAUGCAUCGGUGUGUAUGUUGCUUAUUGAAAACAAAAACAAGGAGAAACAGUAGCGAGAUAGAAUAUUAAAAUCAAAAAGUUUAGGAAUCCAAUAAAGGAUUUUAUAGUGAAAAUUGUCAAGAGUAGGUUUGCGAAGAAUUGAAUUUAGCGUUGUAAUAUAUGUUUCGGAAGAGUUUGUUGGAGGAGCAAUACCGGCGGCGGUGAGCUGAAAAGGAAGCUGUAAGAGUUUGAGAAAGAGGAAUGUAAAACCAAAUAUUGUAAGUCCCAUUGAAUUUGUUAAAAUAAGUAAAAGUGAAAUAAAGUUUUGUUGAGAACCACUGAACAUCUCUCAACUCUCGCCGCUCUGCUUGCUCGCCGAUAGCAUUUCAAUAUGCGAUCGGUUGAUGCAUAAAAGCGGAGAUUAGAAUUAGAAGUAUUGUAGUCGUCCUACCAUGUACGUGUCGCGUCAUAUUCAUGUAAUCUUUUAUGUUAAUAAAGUUACAUUUUAAUUUGUUUAUUCGUUUACACCUGGAGUUUCAUUACACUUCAAUGUGUCUCGGCCACCCCGAACUCCAGGAUGUAACAGUGGCGACGAGUAAUUCGUAACCGUGCGUGCAGUGAGGAGCCGCGACGCGAUCAUUUUUCCGCGGAGAGAAGAUGGACGACACAAUGGACUUCACGAGGAGUGAUCAAGCCCAGCGCCAGCCUUCAGUGUCAUCGGCUGGACAGAACCUGCAUCAGCAUCAAGUGGGUCAGUGGCUACACUCGCCGGUUCUGCAAUCAAUACACCAGAACCAAAACACUCCAUCAUUCUCAUCAUCGUCAUCACAUCAACCCGUGGAAAUUCAUCCUCUACAGCACCAUAACAUCUAUCAAAAUCAGUACAGUCACUCGCAUCAACGGCCAGCUGAAUUCAAUGAGCCAUUCAGCAAUCCGCCAUUGUGUUAUGCGCAGCCAGUAGUGGUACAACAAACACCACUGCCACCUUCUACCGUCCAGUUUUCACUCGGUCAGAAGCAGUCGGAGCAGAUGCGAGAAGCUAGUGAAAGGUACUUCGAAGGUAUGCAACAGCUGCUGCAGCUUCAGUACCAACAUACCAUGGAAUUAAUAAAUCAGCAAUUCCAUUGGUUUUCGAUGUAUUGGAGUACCCGACAACAAGCACACAACCAGCAACAGUCGUCCCCGAUCAUCACGCAACUGCAAGGAACAUCGUAUCAAGCUCCAUAUCCAAACGUCGUCGCUCGCUACUACGGCAAUAAACGAGCGACAUCAGCAGAAGUCUUCAAUGAACCAGCUGAUUGUUCCCGCGCCGGCGACGCCCCCGGCGGCAGUGAAGAAAACGAACUCGAACACACACAACAGAGCGAAUAUACGGCAGAGGUGUCCAAUUCGUACAACGUCGGAUCACGUCGGGAGGCAAUAAUUAUUUUCGAACCGAUCAACACCAAAAGUGUCAUCCAGGAAUUUGAUGUCUCAGCAGUGGAAUAUAUCACCAGUUAUCAUCAGGGUAAUCCAAAGUUUGUCCAACAUUUCCUGGACCGGAAUGGGCAUCCCAGGGCAUCCGAUGGAUUCAACAAGUGGACGUGUAUCGGUAUUCAGUGA